AUGCUAAUGGAGAGCCGCUCGGCUGUGAUUGAUCCACGGAUUCGGGAAAAGAUCGAGUCCCUUGUCAGCUUCUUCUCGGAACCUGCACAUCCAACACAUAACUCACCGCGCCAUUAUACUCUUAAUCCCAAUACAGAGUUGUCGACUCCGGGACCAGUGCGGACAACUUUUCCACAACAUCCAGGAGGAGGACUAGGAUCUACAGGACCCUCAAUUACACCCAUGCUGCUCCUCUGUCCGGCUGAUUUCACUACCCUAUUCUACUUUGUUUGCCCUCAGCUCAAAUCAACUUACGUCACACCAGCCUCACUGGCCUCGACCAUCAACAUGACGAGGUCAAGCAGUUUCAAUGGGAAAAACGUCCCCGUCACUCGCCUGCGGACAUCUUCGGAAACGCCGCCAACGUAUCUUGCAGCAAUGAAGGCCGCCGCCAGUUCAGCCACUGUUGCAGCAGGACCAGGACCCGCCGCUAAAGGGAUUCACUCAUCAAACGUAGCCAGGACCCACAAAAGGGCUUCACCCAGCUUUUCGUUCUUCUCUGGAGCUUCUUCCUCCCUACCAUUCAAGGCGAAGCCACCUCAACCACCACCUCUGGAAAAAUCCCCAAGCGCACUCGCACCCUCUGACCAAGCGUCUAAUGGAUUGACUCUCCUAUCGUUAUCAGGAAUCAAGCCAGGUCAAGUUGCAUCUCCUCGUACGGCGACUAUUGAAGUCACCAGUUCUGCCGGGAUCGCAGCCGCAUCUAACCCUUGCCCCAUCCUGGACCCAAAGGACCAAUCAACCUCGACCGUAACACCGGCCACCCAUCCCUUCAUUUCCACCCACGCGCCAGUAACCACCUCGUCUGUGAAGAAUUGGGAUGAUAAAAGCUUGAUGCCUGAUCUCAAGGCGGCGAUUCAGGAGUUGAAGAGAGUUCAUCCAGGACCUCUCAAAGAAGUUCCAGGGGUUGCUUAUAAUCCAGGACUCACUCCACUGCGGGAGCCUUGGGCCUUGGCAUAUGUUCAGUACGAGGAGCCGAGCGGCGAGACUUUGGAAAGACCAUCAAGGAGCAACGGAGUUGGUUCGGACCGGAGUCAACUUGUCGAGGCUGGAUUGGCAUUGGCGCCCCCUUGUAUGGCGAUGGUGAUGGAGGCGACCGGAGUGACUGGUGGAUCGCGAAUUAUCACCGUCACCAAACCCAUGUUGGUCGACCAGGUUAUGGACUCUGCAGGAGGAGACAGUUUUGAGUCCAACAUGGAUGUUGACCUUGAUGUGGAAGCAUCGGACACGGAUUCGAUUAUGUCGUCGGAGGAUAGUGCGUUGGCUCAGAGAUCACAGCCCCUGACAUCAGAGGACAAGGACAUGUCUAUCUUGCGUGUGAACAGUAGCCAAAUGUUGUCGGCGGUCGAUCAGUCAGGAACAAAGACGAUCCCAGUUGCCAGAGAUCGUCCAGGAGACCUCAUCGACAGCCACCACUCUCAGGCUCAAUUUGAUACAUCCAGGGUCGUCAACGCGAGGAGAUUGGCGGCAGAUCGAGCUUGGAAGACCAGGAUCCGACAUACUGUUCGUUCAGAGUCCGAUCUGCCUGAGGAGAUCAGGACGGUGGCCCGGUCGAUCUUCAAGUUGCUUCGGGAGUUUGAUCUGUUUCCUGUCGACCUAUACGGAGGACAUUAUGGACACUGCCUCGACUCAACUACUUCUGAUGUGACUCACGAGAGCAUCCGGUCUCUCCUCUUGCAAGGGGUCGAGCAGGCGCGGGCUUCUGGCAACCAUGCGGCAGCGAUCGGAUUCAACCACUCGCUUCAGGUUCUGGCCUCCUCUCAGGUGCUUCGGCAGCUAGAUGGCUCCAAGCUGAUCUACCUGUUGGCGAUGCCGAUCAAGCAUCGAUUGGAGCACCGGGCCAAGAGAGCGAGCAGCAGGACGCUUUGGGAGGGAUUCGCUCACUCGUGGCAUACGCGGAUCGUCUCUGCUAUCGAACGCAAGCGAGAGGGACUUUCGGCUCUCAGGAUCAAGAUGUACUAUGUGACUUGCGUCCGGACAUCAAGAGCAUUCGAAAAGUCGUUCGGGGUCGUGGCUACGCUCAGUCGACUGAACAGGAAUUUGAUGAGAAAGUACCUCACCGCGGAGGAGUGGGAGCGUCUUCACGGCCUUUUCCCCAGCUGGAGUGAGCCUGAGCUCAGGUCUGCAGGAUCACGUCGACCUGGUUGUGAGAUGGAAGGAUGCAAAGGUGCGUGUCAGGAUCACGCAUACCAAUCGGUCUACGGCGAUGCCUCUGGAUACUCGGGAGAAUCUGGUUUGCGCAGGGCUGUCGGGAAGACUGGCCACACUGCUCAGGUGCUGAGGCCGUCCAAACCUCGACGGAGCAGCUUCAGUGCAUACAUCGACAACAUGGCAUCGCGUUCUUUUGGGUCCCACUCUACCAUGGAGAGCAACCUCGGUCACUUGCGAGAGAGGGAGCAGACCGUGUUUUCGUCCAGCUAUAACCCCAGCAACCCAGGAAUGCCUUGGACGAAUGCUCACACUCUCGGCCAACCAGGAUCUUCGGGAUUUCUAGGAGAAGCUGCUGAGGCCCAAAGCGAUUUCAUCAUGGACGCGCGCGAGGUGGAGGCUGUGCAACGCUGGGUCACGGAUACUGGGAUUCACAACUUUUUGCCAGGCGAAGACAACUUUUUGCGGUUUUGCAUGGAGAUCGAAUCGGUUGUUAAGGGAGUUGGUCUUGGUGGGACCGGUAUCCUGAUGCCCACCACACAGACAACUCAUGCGACUCAGAGUGGACCUUUGCUGCCGUUUCUAGCCAACUGCGGAAGCGACUUUUUCGUCAAGGAAGUCGCCAAGCUUAACGGACAGUUCAUUAUCGGAAUGGGCCCUGCUGAGACUGCCGCCCAAACCAAGUCGAGUAGCAGUGCAUCGGGAAUGGCAGAGUUCAUCGUCAAUUCGUUCAAGAACGGGAGUGUGGCGUCUUCUGCACCCAGUACCAACCAGUUCUUCUCGCCGGCGGCUUCAUCGAAUAACAGCAAUCAUGGAGCAGCCCUCAACAGCAGCAGCAGCGUCAGUUCUCAGUCCUCGCAGUCCUCUGUCUACAGCACCAACGGAGGUAGCACCGGCGCGCGGUCAAAGGGAGUGCAUCGACAGCCACUCCAGGGGGGUCAUCAGUCGACACCGGAAACCAUCCCAAUCUUGCCGGACGACCCGACCUCGAUUUACGCGUCGCAUCCCGGACCGACAUAUGCGCUCUACAACACUCCUUAUCCGAUCACCUCUCAUGGCACAUCAGCAUCCUACAGCAGCUCCACAACGCCUGGAGGAGGAUCUUCGACCAUCCUGCCACACCAGCUGAUGCAGCUUCCCAAGGAUAUGCCAGAGUUCAUGAGGAGGGUGCAGCUCAAGUUGACCAGCUUCCUUCUCUCAGAGUGGCUGGAUCUGUUUGGCGAGGUGGAGGCCGAUCGGUGGUUCAUCGAGUUCUUGACAGAGAUGGGGGAUCGCGAGAUUCGAGAUGGCGUCGACGCACACUGUUGUGAUGGAGAAUCUCACUCUGAGCAGGACUGCAACGAGGAUGGAGUGGAUUUAUACCAGAACCAGAUGGACCUAGGCGAUAAAUCGCAUGUUGAUUCGUGCCCAGACCACCUUCGCCCAGAUUCGCGGUCAUCGAUGGCCUCGCGACAUACCCAGGAUUCCUCCUUUGAAUCUUUUCUCCUUCCUGCAGAUCAAGGGUCGUCUCCCGUAGCAAGCCGAACAUCCUCUCAACUGAGUGCCCGCAGCGAGCCGCUGGUUAUGUUGAACAGCCGACCCAAGAGCGACUCCACUGAGCGCCCCAAGAACUCGGGCAAAAGUCUACUCAAUGUUCAAGUUAAGAAUCUCCCUGAGAAGCGACCUUCAAGAGAGCCGCCUGGUCCAGGAUCCACGGAGCCUUACGACAUGGCGGAAGCAUAUAGAGCGACCAUGGACCAGUUCAACUUGGCAAAGUCCCCCUAUCAGAAGCUGGGGCAUCUCUUUGCUCUGGAGCAGCUAAUCGUUGCAUCGCUUUCGUACCCUGACUCGUGUGCAGGAGGUCCUUUGCCCCGGUUGUUCUCAACCUCUCAUCUCCAGCAGGAAACACGACCAUCGCAUUCACGUCCAAGGCCCUCCAAGGACAUGGAGCAAGAAGUCUUUGUGUCGCCUCGUAUGCUAACUCCAGGCACAGACGCCAUUGUUGACGAGAUUGAGCGGCUCUUCCGACAUCCUGAUGUCCUGCGACCAAGACAUCUCUUGCGCGAUAUGCAAUUGAUCGCGACGUUCAUCCCUGGGAAUAUCUUGGACCUCCGAUACGACGGCAAGGCCUUCUGGGACAUGGCGAUGGCAAUCUCGAUCUUGAAAAACGAUGUGAUCGAGUAUGUGGUUGCGAAGGGAACGCGAUAUGUGGAUGUCGAAGAGAGCUCUAGGACGAGGCAGGAGUCUGAUAGGUCGGGCAGCAGGAACAUCAUGCAAGAUGACGAGGAACGGACGCGGAUGUCUGAAGCCGUGCGCCUCUUUACUAUCGGUGCCAAAGAGUCUCAUCAGGUGGCUCAAAGAGAGCUCGCAAUCCUGUACAUGUCGCUCCCGAUUCUCCCGUCAUCCUCGUCUCCAACGAUCGGAUACGCCAAAUCGGAUGGCUCUCCUCUCAUCUCUCAGAUCAGCCGCGUCCCCUCACCCAUUUCCAUCGGCACGACGAGAUAUGGUCGCUCCAACACUAUAAGCAGCACGAGCACAGGAAGAACCAACACCCCUCCACCACCACCAUCCCCCAAGGGUACGCUCUCGGGCUCGAUCUUUGGAAAAUCCAGCACCGCCAGUAUUCCCAUCAAGCAGAGGUCGCGUCAUCAGCACAGCAACAGUGGUAGUGGUAGUAGUUUUGGGAGCGGUGUCCUGAGUGGGUUGGGGAUCAUGACUGGUUUGGGCUCGUUCACGGGAUCAUCAUCAAUUGGGUCUGGAAACUCGGAACCGCCCAACAAUUCUUCGACGGCGUCGCUGUUGCAGCACCAGCUUCAGCAGCAUCAUCAUCAGCAACAGCUACAGCCGCCACCGAUGAUAGAGUUUGCGGAGGGCCAUCAUCCCCAUGAUGUGGAUCAGCAGUACAUGGACACGCAUCAUGCAGUUGGGCGACAUUCGACUCCGGCGGGGAUGAUGUUUAUGGGAGGCUCUUCGCACCACAACAAUGGCAACGCGAUGUCUCAGCAUCCUUAUCAUCAUCACCUCAGCCAUCAACAACAGUACCGGAACCAACAUCAUCAGCAGCAGCACCAGUCUGGUGGUGAGCCAGACAAGUUCAACCCCGAGAACCUAGCAGCAGCAAUGCAUUGGUUCAAGUUGGCGGCUGCUCAGGGCGACAAGUUCUCAAUCAACUUUUUGAAGCACAAGGAGACUGCUGGAGGCAUGAUCGGAGGACUCGGUUAG
Molecule: messenger RNA, 5388 nt
Organism: Linnemannia hyalina
Lineage: Eukaryota; Fungi; Mortierellomycota; Mortierellomycetes; Mortierellales; Mortierellaceae
Source: the annotation of a GenBank genome assembly